Messenger RNA from Cavenderia fasciculata, 876 nucleotides. RefSeq lists its product as uncharacterized. Gene Ontology annotation, molecular function: RNA binding. Bases 1 to 876 code for a protein of 291 amino acids. Gene Ontology annotation, cellular component: nucleolus. The transcript has 2 exons. NCBI's taxonomy places the organism in Eukaryota, Evosea, Eumycetozoa, Acytosteliales, Cavenderiaceae. The record is from RefSeq and is a predicted model, not a curated record.
AUGGCAUUUGGUGAAAAAUCAGGCUUUAAAAAGAAAAAGGUUGUUGCUUUCAAACCAGUAUCAGACGAUAAAAUUAAAGAAAUCAAAUUCGAUGCUCAUAAGAGAAAGGAUUUCAUAACAGGAUUUCAUAGAAGAAAAGAUGAUAGAAGAGAGGUUGCCAAACAACAAGCUAUUAAAAAGGAAAAGGAUGAUAUCAAAGAACAAAAGAGAUUGAAAAAGGUACAAGAAGAAGCUUUAUAUAAUAACUAUCUCGCUGGUCUUGGUCAAAGUUUAACAGGAUCUGAUGAUGAACAAGAGGAAAGUGAGAGUAGUGAAAGUGAAGAUGAUGAACAAGAAACUAAAAGAGUUAAACUUGGAGCAUCAGAGGAAGAAGAAAAGGUAGAUGAAAAUGGAGAUGAAAUCAAUAGUGGAAAAGGAAUCAUACAAAAAAAGACAAAGGAAUAUGAAAACGAAUCAUCAGUAAUUACAACCAUUGUCACUCCACUAUCAUUUAAUAGUGAUGGUGAAGAAGAAGAAGAAGGACAAGAUGGAAGUGGUGAUGAUGAUGAUGAAGAUGAAGAAGAAGACGGAGAGAAUAAUGGAGAUAACAAGAAAAAGAAUGAUGGUGAAAAGAAAGGUAAAAAGAGAAAAAAGAGAUCAACCAAUAUCGUUCAAGCAAAUAGUAUCAGAGAAGUGGUAGAUGCCAAGAAGAAGAUUUUCCUCGACGAUCAAGGAAGAAAGGUUAUGAUGCGUAAGAUCAAAGGUAAAAUCCUUCCCAUCGUCAUGUCUGAACGUGCCCAAGAAGCCGUUGAACAUGGUUGGAAACUACCAAGACCACUUCGUAUUCAUCACAAAAAGAGUUGGAAUCCUUUGAAAAAGAAAACUCCAAAGAAAUAA